Molecule: messenger RNA, 985 nt
Organism: Daktulosphaira vitifoliae (grape phylloxera)
Lineage: Eukaryota; Metazoa; Arthropoda; Insecta; Hemiptera; Phylloxeridae
Gene: Csl4
Product: exosome complex component CSL4
Exons: 6
Coding region: 319-903 (194 amino acids)
Biological process (GO): RNA processing
Cellular component (GO): nuclear exosome (RNase complex); cytoplasm
Molecular function (GO): RNA binding
Source: RefSeq, a predicted model, not a curated record
UUCCUUUAGAUAUUGUUCCAUGAUAAACUAUUCCGUAUAAUUUACAUUCUGAUAAGUAUUUUCUUGAUUCGUACAGCUCUCCGACAGUUAUAUUUUGGGUUGUUCUACGCGAUCCUAAUAAUAGUUAAUUUAUUCUGUUGUUCAAUUUAAACAGUAUUUUUUAUCUUUUAUCAAAAAUGUAAACUGCAAUUGUUCAUUAUUUACGAUAAUUAAUAAACGCAAUUCAUUAAAAAACAGAACAAAUAAACCUAUUAUUCUGAAAUUAUAAUUACCAUUAUUUAUUAAUUCUGUGUAACAUUGAUUGUGUUACAUUCAAAAAUGGAAAAAAAAAUAAUAUGUAUACCUGGUCAACGUUUAUGUCGACUAGAUCCAUCUUAUACUUUGGGAAAAGGAACAUACAAAAGACAAGAAUAUAUCUUUUCUAGUUUAGCAGGAAUUGUGAACAUCGAUAAAAGGGAGAAUAUAUCUGUCAUAGAAGUUCUAAGUAAAGAUCAAACAAUUGUUCCAGCACCAGGCAAUAUUGUUACAGCAAUGAUAACCACACUAAAUCAAGAUAUGUGUAAAUGUUUAAUUACGAGUGUUAGUGGACACGAGUUAAAUGAAACAUAUAGAGGAAGUAUAAGAAAACAGGAUGUUCGGACAAAAGAAAUAGAUAAAAUUGAAAUGUUACAAUGUUUUAGACCAGGAGACAUAAUUUUAGCUAAAAUUCUUCCAAUGACUGAAGCCCACACUUUCAAAUUAACUACAGCUGAAAAUGAACUUGGUGUAGUUAUAGCAUGUAGUGAAUACGGACAUCCAAUGAUUCCUUUAAGUUGGACUGAAAUGCAGUGUACAAAAACGGGUACUGUAGAAUGUCGUAAAGUUGCUAAAAUUGUUCAAGAAAAUUUCAAAGGAUCGUUCUGAAAAAUCUUUAUCAUAUAUGUAUACCAAUAUUUUUUUUUUUAUAGAAUACUGACAAAUAAAAACAAAUAUUUGAAAAGAAAAA